ACGCAUCACUCAUACAGAUAGACAAAGAAACGAAGACGAAACCAAACUCCAGCUCCGCUUUCCAGAAUGGCGGCCACCACCGCAACAGCCGCCGCCCGAGCUUUCUCCCUCUCUCAUCUCUCCGAUUUCUCACCACCGCCGCCGCCUUCUUCAUCACACGCCUCCCUCCCUUUCUCCCGCCGUUACUCUUCGUCAACGAUUACCUGCUGUUUGAGCAGCAGCAGCAGUAGCGGCGGCGGCGGCGGAAUAUCCGACGACUUCUUCGUACUGUCAACCGGUAGUAGAAAGUUAACCUAUGACAGACAUGGAUUUUCCGUUAUCGCAAAUAUGCUCAAGAGAAUUGAACCGUUAGAUACUUCCGUUAUCUCUAAAGGCGUUUCUGACUCCGCUAAAGACUCUAUGAAACAGACAAUCUCUACUAUGUUAGGUCUUCUUCCGUCUGAUCGAUUCGCCGUCACUGUUUCCGUUUCGAAACGUCCGCUUCACCAUCUCCUCUUCUCCGCUAUCAUCACAGGGUAUACGCUAUGGAAUGCGGAGUAUAGAAUAUCGUUGAUGAGGAAUUUUAGUAUUUGUAUGGACGAUAAAUCCAAGGAAUUGAAUUGUAUGGGAGAUGAUGAGGAUGAGGAGAAAUUUAGUAGUGAAUUGAGUGAAGAUAAGGGGAUUGGAAUUGAGGAUUUGCAGAUUAGUCCUCAGAUUUUCGGGGAUUUGUCGCCCGAGGCUUUGAAUUAUAUCAGGAAUUUGCAAUUGGAGUUGUCUAAUGCAGAACUGGAAUUGGAUUCUCGAAAGAAGGAAACCGCGGGAAUAGAAUGCAAUAAAGGAAGUCGGAAUGAAUUAUUAGAUUAUUUGCGCUCAUUGGAUUCGGAAAUGGUGUCAGAAUUAUCUCGCCCAUCAUCUGUGGAGGUAGAUGAUAUAAUUCAUCAGCUUGUUCAAAACUUAUUACUAAGAUUGUUUAAAGAUAAUCCAACCUCCAUCUUCAUGGGGGAUACAGCUAUACCCACCCCAGAAAAUCACAAACACAAUGGCGAUCCAUUUUGUGACAGUUUCGGCACGUCUCGUGAUUACCUUGCAAAGUUACUUUUCUGGUGUAUGUUGCUUGGGCAUCAUUUACGAAGCUUGGAGAACAGAUUGCAUCUCAGCUGUGUUGUUGGAUUGUUGUAAAAAAAAAAGAAGAGACUUGUAAAUUCUUUUCUUUUUGUUUAUUUAUGUAGCUAUUAUUUUUCAAUUAUAAAUUUUGAUAUUUUUCA
Molecule: messenger RNA, 1244 nt
Organism: Mercurialis annua (annual mercury)
Lineage: Eukaryota; Viridiplantae; Streptophyta; Magnoliopsida; Malpighiales; Euphorbiaceae
Exons: 5
Coding region: 67-1158 (363 amino acids)
Source: RefSeq, a predicted model, not a curated record